CAGUGGUAUGGAGGGGACCUUAUCAAUCACCAUCCAUUUCUUCGUGUGGGAUUUGUUUGAUGGGAAGUUUCCUUUGUUUUCUCAGCCAAAGCAAAGAAAAUCCACAUUGUCCUUUCAUGGAAUUAUUACGUCUCUCUGGGCAUAUAUCCUCAUCCUGUGUCGCUCCUCCAUCACAAACAAAUCAAUCUCUUCAGUGUCUAAAUGGGUCUCUAUGGGUUUCUAAUCUUAGCUUCAGUUCUUGUCACUGUUGCCUCAGCUUGCUCUGAUGGACAAUGCCGGUUUCUUGACGAAUGCGGCAAGGAUGAAGAUUGUGAAGCUGGGCUCCAUUGUUCUACUUGCCUACCACUGACAGAAGGUAGGAGAUGUGUUAGAUCAGUCGCUACAAAUCAGUUCAAGAUGAUGAAUGAUACUCUGGCUUUCAACAAAUAUGCAUUUUUGACGACACACAAUUCUUUCGCUAUUGAGGGAGGAUUUAAGCUCACAUUUUUCAACCAAGAAGAUAGUGUCGCAGACCAGCUAAAUAAUGGGGUCCGAGGCUUCAUGCUCGAUACAUAUGAAUUCGAGGGAUCUAUAUGGUUGUGCCAUGCACCUGGUGGGAAAUGCGAUGCCACUAAUAAGUUUCGACCAUUGAUGGACACACUGAAAGACUUCGAAUCUUUUUUAUCAGCAAACCCCGGUGAAAUUGUUACACUGAUUUUAGAAGACUAUGUUCAAACAGCAAAUGCAUUGCCGACAGUCUUCAUUGAUGCUGGUUUGAUGAAAUACUGGUUCCCAGUAGCAAACAUGCCCAAAAAUGGUGACGAUUGGCCAUCAGUUAGGGACAUGCUCAUUAGAAACCAAAGGCUCCUUGUUUUCACUUCAAAGCAAUAUAAGGAAUCGGCUGAAGGAAUUGCUUAUCAGUGGAACUACAUGGUCGAAAAUAUGUAUGGGUCUGAAGGAAUGGUUGAAGGGAAAUGCUUUAAUAGAGGAGAAUCGUCUCCACUUAAUGACAUGACUAAAAAGUUAGUGUUGGUGAAUUUCUUCAGGUCUCUUCCAAACCAAUGCGGUGAUAAUAAUGGAGAGCUUAUUAACAUGCUUCGCACUUGCUAUGGUGCUGCCGGCAACCGAUGGGCUAAUUUUGUUGCUGUUGAUUUCUACAAGAAAAGUGGAGGAGGAGGAGGAUCAUUUCAGGCAGUAGACACCCUGAAUGGGAAGCUCUUAUGUGGUUGUGAUGACAUCCAUGCUUGUAUGUGUGGAGCAACUUCAGGAGCCUGCACUGCUGUGUGAUGAAAGCUUACAGAAAUUACUACUUGUGUAAUAAUCUCGUGAAGCCAAGGUGUACAUCUUGUGUUAAGGAAAACAGAAGGGAAUCCAGUAUAUGUAAAAUAAUAAAGAUGGAAUUGAUGAUAAUGGACAUUGGUAUAUGAAAAUACACUGGAACCUAUUACAGGCUUAA
Molecule: messenger RNA, 1435 nt
Organism: Tripterygium wilfordii
Lineage: Eukaryota; Viridiplantae; Streptophyta; Magnoliopsida; Celastrales; Celastraceae
Product: PI-PLC X domain-containing protein At5g67130-like
Exons: 8
Coding region: 202-1266 (354 amino acids)
Biological process (GO): lipid metabolic process
Molecular function (GO): phosphoric diester hydrolase activity
Source: RefSeq, a predicted model, not a curated record